Harpia harpyja (harpy eagle) is the source of this 4899-nucleotide messenger RNA. RefSeq names its product desmoglein-1-like. Gene Ontology annotation, biological process: homophilic cell-cell adhesion. Gene Ontology annotation, cellular component: plasma membrane; desmosome. The coding region runs from base 179 to 3712 and encodes 1177 amino acids. Gene Ontology annotation, molecular function: calcium ion binding. The record is from RefSeq and is a predicted model, not a curated record. The transcript has 16 exons. NCBI's taxonomy places the organism in Eukaryota, Metazoa, Chordata, Aves, Accipitriformes, Accipitridae.
AUACAGCAUCUUCAGUGCUUCCCUCAGAGGGAGGCAGAGACACCUUGAAGGGCUGAGUAUAAGGACAUCUACCGAGUGUCUUUUUAAAUAGACACCAGCGGUGGGGGGGGGGGGAGGGGAAAAGGAACAGGCUUGUAACCAUAACUCAGUUGGACUUGUAUCCAGGAAGGCAGAUGCCAUGGAUUGGCUCCCUCACCGAACGGCUGCUUUUCUGUUCCUUUUAUUGGUACUCUUGGAUUUCAGCACAGGAUUUCAUGUAGAGGUAAAAGAAUGGGAUGAAAAUGGAAUGGCAAGAUGGAAAACCUUCAGAAGACAAAAACGUGAAUGGAUCAAAUUUGCUGCAGCUUGUAGAGAAGGAGAAGAUAAUUCUAAGAGGAAUCCAAUUGCCAAAAUCCGAUCAGAUUGUGAAGAAAAUCAUCCAAUCACAUACAGCAUCUCUGGAGUUGGAAUUGAUCGUGCCCCCUAUGGAAUAUUUGUUGUUAACCCAAGAACAGGAGAAAUUAAUAUAACAUCAAUAGUGGAUAGGGAAGUAACCCCAGUAUUUGUUAUACGUUGCUUUGCUAAACACUCAGUGACGGGUGUAGAUUUGGAACCACCUCUUGAACUUCGAGUCAGAGUUCUGGAUAUAAAUGAUAACCCUCCUGUAUUUGCACAAACUGUAUUUACAGGAUCUAUUGAAGAAAACAGUAUGGACAACACACUGGUGAUGAAAAUAAUUGCAUCAGAUGCAGAUGAACCCAAUCACUUGAAUUCUAAAAUUGCCUUCAAGAUAGAGAGUCAGGAACCUUCAGGUCCACCCAUGUUCAUUAUGAAUAAAUAUACUGGAGAACUCCAUCUUGCAAAUUAUCUUGACAGAGAGCAACAUAGUAGCUACACUCUUGUUGUGAAGGCGUCAGACCGGGAUGGAGCUGCAGAUGGAAUAUCAUCCCUUUGUAGCUGUAACGUUAAAGUUAUUGAUGUCAAUGACAACUUCCCGACUCUUGCUCAAAGUUCUUUUUCAGCAAGUAUUUCAGAAAAUUCACUCAGUUCAGAACUGCUACGGAUACAAGCUCUGGAUGCUGACGAAGAGUUUACAGACAAUUGGUUAGCAGAGUUUUUCUUUAUAUCCGGUAACGAAGAUAACUGGUUUGAAAUUGUUACAGAUCGAGCUACAAAUCAAGGAAUCCUUAGAGUAAUUAAGGAACUGAAUUAUGAACAUCUUCAAAGUCACUCACUGAUAAUUGGUGUCAGGAAUGUAGCUGCCUUCCACCACUCCGUUGCGCAAGACUUCCAAAUGUCUGGAACACCCCUCACAAUAGAAGUAAAGAAUGUGGUUGAACCACCAAGAUUUCAUCCAUCUUCGGUUGUGUUUUCUGUACCAGAACGCACAAGAGCAAAUUAUGUUGUGGGAACAUACACAGCCAUCGAUGAGGACACUGGAGCUAUUGCAUCAAAUGUUGUAUAUAGUAUAGGACGUGAUCCAGGUGCCUGGUUCAGAAUCAAUCAAAACACUGGUGAAAUUACACUGAACAAAGCUAUUGACUGGGAAUCAAUCUAUGUAGCCAAUGGGCAGUACAGAGCAGAGGUUCUGGCUAUCACCAGAGGGGGUCCUCGAUAUACUGCUACUGGCACCAUUGUGCUUUCAAUACAAGACAUCAAUGACAAUUGCCCAACUAUUAAUACUGAAUUAAGGAAAGUAUGUAUGCAUUCCCCAUCAGUGAUUAUCACAGCAAAGGGUAUGGAUGGUGGUCUAUAUGGUUCUCCAUUUACAUUCAGCAUACAUGGUGAACCUCAAACUACAUGGAUUAUCAGAUCAAUAAAUGCUUCCUCUGCAGAACUAAUGAGUCAGAACUUGGACUUUUACGUUUAUAGGAUCUAUAUCAGCGUAAGAGAUAACCAAGGCCGACGCUGCCCUAAACCACAUAUAAUUCCUGUGCAAGCUUGUCAGUGUGAUAGUCGUAAUUACUGCACCAGUGGGGCCACAAAAAUAAUUGUCAUUGGUGGUGGUGGUGGUGGCGGCGGCAGCAGUAGUGGUGGUGCUGGUGGUGGUGGUGCUGCUGGUGGUGGUGGUGCUGGUGGUGGAAGAGGCCCAGAAGGUGGAGGAGGAACAGAACAAGAAGGUGGUGGUAAUGGCGAGUUUGGACCUGGAGGAAGAGAAAUUGAGGACCACACAGACUGGCAGGUUUACACUGAUGGAUACAGUGACGGUAAUGAAGUAUAUACUGCAGCCACUGAUGAUAGUUAUAAUGGAAAUGGAAAUUACGGCAGAAAUAUCCUGUCUUCUACCACACUUAGUGGUGCUGCCAUUGGCCUGAUGUUUCUUGGUGGAUUAAUAUUUGUUCUGAUUCCAAUUUUGAUGUCAAUGAGUGACUGUUGUGGCUGUGGACCUGGCGCUGCAGGUGGAGUUGGAACUGGAUUUGAACCUGUACCUGAAUGCACAGAAGGAGCAAUUCAUCCAUGGGGAAUAGAAGGUGCACAGCCUGAAGACAGGGAUGUCUCACACAUUCUUGCCCCAACAACAGCUGCAGGAGGUGAUUUUGGUGAACCGUCUGACAUAUAUACAAACACAUAUGGAGGAGGAGGAGUAGUAGCUUCUGGUGUUGAAGAAACUACAGGGGUUGGCUAUGGCACCGGUACUGGUUAUGGAACAGCUGGAGGCAUUUCUGGAACAGGGGAAGCAAAAGGGUCAAUUGGAGGAACAAUAAAAGAGUAUCGAGAAGGAGGGGUCAACAUGGCCUUCCUAGACAACUACUUCUCUGAGAAAGCAUUUGUGUAUGCAGAUGAAGAUGAAGGUCGGCCGGCAAAUGACUGCCUAUUAAUAUAUGAUCAUGAAGGAGUCGGUACUCCUGUUGGCUCUGUGGGUUGCUGCAGCUUUAUUGGAGAAGAUAUAGACGAAACGUAUUUGGAUACAUUAGGACCAAAAUUUAAAACCCUGGCAGAGAUCUGUCUGGGCAAAGAGAUCGAACCCUUCCCUGAUGUCAACCCGCCCUGGCCAUCCGUUAACGUCACCUUUCCCAACCCUGAAAGUGACCUAAACCUCCCGCCACCUGGAAACACCAUCAUUGUCAACGGAAGUGCACCUAUGCCUCCCCCGGUUGGCACUACAACGGUUGUUACUGAAAACACCUACACAUCUGGAUCAACCAUACAGCCCCCGAGGCCAAUGCCGGAUCCUUUGCUCCACGGCAACAUGACGGUGACUGAGACCUACACCUCCGGCUCCCCCUCUCUUUGCGUUGACCCUCUGCGUGCAUCCAACGUUGUUGUAACAGAAAGGGUUGUCGGUCCUGCCUCUGCCUCUGAUUUGCGUGGCAUGCUAGAUAUCCCCGAUCUCACAGAUGGGUCCAACGUUAUCGUUACAGAAAGAGUAAUCGCGCCUAACUCCCGGCUCCCAACCUCUCUGAGCAUUCCCGAUUUGGUAGACGGGUCGAAUGUGGUGGUGACAGAAAGGGUGUUCAGGCCUGCCUCCGGCAUGCCAGGCAGCUUAAUAAAUAUUCCCUCAGAGUUAUCGAACGCCCACAACGUGGUGGUGACCGAGAGGGUAGUGUCAGGGUCUGGGAUGAGCAGCCUGGGGGGGACAAGCCUGGGGGGGGCAAAUCUGGGGGGCCUGAGCAGCACAGGUCAGAUGCUCAGUGCCGACUGUCACCUUGGCCAGGCGAUGGGCACAGCAUCCCCCAGCACCUCCCGGAGAAGAGUGACAAAGUACAGCACCGUGCAGUACUCCAGUCAGUAAGGCCUCUGCCGCCGCCCCUUCCCGCUGAAUUCGCCAUUUGCACCGACACUCAUUAGCUGCCACCCACCAAGAAUAUUGUUAUUAUUUAUAACUAGGAAAUAGCACUAAAAUUUCAGGGAUUCCUGCCUGUGUGAGGAUCUCCGAAGGGUGCCCCGUUUCAAGGUCAAACACAGGACUUUGUCAGUGAAGGGAAAGUUGAGGUUAGCUUUAAAUUUAUUUCUUUCUCUCCACCUAGCACUACAAGCGUACAAACAGGUACUAAUGUUUUUGGAGAGAGAUCCGAUUACCGAGCGGAGCAGUGAGAGGGGUUCCUUGUGUGCAUACAGUAUCAGCAUGAAUUAAUGUCAUAUAAAAGAGUGAUAAAAUACUGUACUGCUGAGUGAUCUCCCACAGUAAGCAGAUUUGGGUUAAUAGCCCCUCACUGACAAGACAGGAAAAGAAUGUUAAUAAUAAUUAGUCAACUCAAGACUAAAUAAGCACUUUCAAAUGCAUCAUUUUACUUUGCAUGUAAUUCAAGACGCGCUACAAAAAGGCACUUUCAAUCACUUCUCCCAUCACCAACAAUAGUUAUAAAUAAUAAUCAUAUAAACACAAUAUAUUUUCAUUGCUUUCUGAAGUUCUCAGUAAAACAAACACUCUGCCACGGCCUGCCAUGCUGUUACUCUCAUGGCGAGGAGCGUGACCACCAAUUUGCCUCAGCUGUCGCUGCCGCGUUGACACUGUCACCCAGGAAGAUGAUGGCUUCAUCUUUCCUCCAUUACCGUUACAGCUUUACUUAAAUCUAGAAGGACUUCAGUGACAACCAGGACCUCUUAGUCAGAUUUUUGUGCCAACCUGUGACUACCAUUUAAAUCUCCAAUGUCAGGCUAUAUUAAGAGGGCUAUAAUACACUGUGUCAGUUCUCUUUUCUAAUACUGACAGGAAAAUAAAGUCUUAGAAGCUUUGUGAUGUGGGGAGGCAAUAGCAAGUAUUGUAUCCCUGGGACUGGUAGCUGAAGUCCUUCAUGAAAAGAAAAAAAAAACUUGGGAGCAAUAUAAAUUUGCUAAUAAGCAACGUGGAGAAUUGUUAUUUCAUAUGUCAAUGUAUUUUGCAUUGAUAUUUUGAAAGUUUAUUUGAAUGUGUUAAUUGAAAAAGUCUUUAUGAUUCUAUAAUCUUAAUUAAAUCUGGCUUUUAUUUUCCCACAAAAA